This is a messenger RNA of Aspergillus puulaauensis, 1254 nucleotides long. It is a transcript of the gene kat1, whose product is annotated as putative 3-ketoacyl-CoA ketothiolase (Kat1). The coding region runs from base 1 to 1254 and encodes 417 amino acids. Gene Ontology annotation, cellular component: peroxisome. Gene Ontology annotation, biological process: phenylacetate catabolic process; fatty acid beta-oxidation. NCBI's taxonomy places the organism in Eukaryota, Fungi, Ascomycota, Eurotiomycetes, Eurotiales, Aspergillaceae. Gene Ontology annotation, molecular function: acetyl-CoA C-acyltransferase activity. The transcript is spliced from 3 exons. The record is from RefSeq and is a predicted model, not a curated record.
AUGGCCGCCGAACGCCUAAACUCCAUCCUCUCACACCUCCGCCCGGGGAAUAAGGGCGUCGCCGCGAUUACACAGAAAAACCCCGAUGAUGUGGUCAUCACCCUCUCGCUGCGCACGCCGCUCACAAAGGCUCGCAAGGGCGGGUUCAAGGAUACGGACCUGGACUAUCUCGUCUACGCGCUGCUGAAGGAGGUCAUUGCCAAGUCGCAGAUCGACCCGGCGCUGGUUGAGGAUGUUUGCCUAGGAAAUGUCAACGACGGAAAAGCCGCCUACCUCGUCCGCGCUGCGUCCCUCGCCGCCGGAAUCCCGCACACGGCUGGUGCAUCAUCCGUGAACCGAUUCUGCUCGUCGGGGCUCAAGGCUGUCCAGGAUAUCGCGAACCAGAUCCAGCUCGGCGCUAUCGACGUCGGUGUUGCCGUGGGCGCGGAAAUGAUGUCUGCCAGCGGCGACCGCCUCAACAAGCCGUUUAACGACGAGGUGCUGAAGAACCAGGAGGCUGCGGACUGCAUGCAGCCUAUGGGACAGACGUCUGAGAAUGUCGGCAAGGACUUCAACAUCAGCCGUGCGCAGCAGGAUGUGUACGCCGCGGAGUCGUUUAGACGUGCCGAGACGGCGCAGAAGGAGGGAUGGUAUGAUGAUGAGAUUGUGCCGAUUACGACCCGCGUGAAGGAUCCCAAGACUGGGGAGGAGAAGUCCGUGACUGUUUCCAAGGAUGAUGGUGUCCGGUACGGAACGACGGUGGACAGUCUGUCCAAGAUCCGACCUGCGUUCCCGCAGUUCGGGGAUAAGAGCACCGGUGGCAACUCCAGCCAGGUGACGGACGGUGCUGCGGCAGUGCUGCUCAUGCGCCGCAGCAAGGCGAUUGAGCUGGGCCAGCCCAUUGUGGCCAAGUUCGUUGGAGCUACGGUUGCGGGUGUGCCGCCCCGUGUUAUGGGCAUUGGCCCCACCGCUGCGAUUCCGAAGCUAUUGGAGAAGUUCAACAUCGAGAAGAACGAAGUGGACAUCUAUGAGAUCAAUGAGGCCUUUGCCUCCAUGGCCGUUUACUGUGUUCAGACCCUUGGCCUGGACCAUGCCAAGGUGAACCCGCGGGGUGGUGCGAUUGCGCUGGGUCACCCGUUGGGUGCGACUGGGGCGCGCCAGAUCGCGACCGUUCUGAGUGAGGCCAGGAGGACGAAGGCCAAGGUUCUUGUUACGAGUAUGUGUAUUGGAACUGGCCAGGGAAUGGCUGGGUUGUUUGUGAAUGAGCAGGUGUAA